GGCGGCGGCCGGCGCGGAGGGCAGCGGCGCGCCGCCGCGGCGCGGAGCGCACCGAGCACCAUGGCCCUGGCCCCGGGGAGUGCUCGCACGGGGACUAAACUCUGUGGAUACAAUGAAGUGAAUCUGGGACUCUUGGUUUAGCGGGGAAAAUUAAAUAAACCAAUUUAUUUCCACUACUAGGAGUAAAGACCAGUAUAGACAAAGCAGGAUGAAAAGAUGGCUGACUUCUUGUUACCACCGGGAACUAACAGCUUCCACCGGUUCACGCCUGAAUCUCUGGCUGCGAUUGAGAAAAGAAUUGCAGAGAAGCUUGCGAGGAACGCGAAGCAGGAGUACAGAGAGCAGCUGGGUGAAGAAGAGAAACCUCAGCCCCAGUUUGAUUUACAAGCUUGCAAGAAGCUGCCCGAUAUCUAUGGGACUGUGCCUCCGGAGCUCAUUGGAGAGCCGCUGGAGGACCUUGACCCUUUCUACAGUGAUCGCAAGACAUUUGUAGUACUGAACAAAGGGAAGACAAUCUUUCGAUUUAGUGCCACUCCUGCCUUGUAUAUACUUAGCCCUUUCCAUCCAAUUAGAAGAACAGCAAUUAAAAUUUUGGUACAUUCAUUGUUCAGUAUGUUUAUUAUGUGCACUAUUCUAACUAAUUGUGUGUUCAUGGCACAAUCAGAGACUCCGCCGUGGAAUAAAUACGUUGAGUACACUUUCACUGGCAUUUACACUUUUGAAUCAUUGAUAAAAAUAUUGGCAAGAGGAUUUUGCAUGACAGAAUUCACCUUCCUUCGAGAUCCAUGGAACUGGCUGGAUUUCAGUGUUAUUGUUAUGGCAUACAUAACUGAAUUUGUGGACCUGGGCAAUGUCUCAGCCUUACGAACGUUCAGAGUACUUCGGGCGCUGAAAACAAUCUCAGUCAUUUCAGGCCUGAAGACCAUUGUAGGUGCACUUAUCCAGUCUGUUAAGAAACUUGCUGAUGUGAUGAUCCUGACGGUUUUCUGCUUGAGUGUCUUUGCCCUCAUAGGCCUCCAGCUCUUCAUGGGCAAUUUGCGACACAAGUGUGUCAGGGACUACACCCAAUUUAACUCUACCAAUGGCACAUUGUAUUUGGAUGGUAGGACAUGGAACAACUCAGAUGACUUUCUUAGUGAUCCAGUGAACUACUUCAUAAAAAAUGGUACAGAAGAUGUGUUACUUUGCGGCAAUAGCAGUGAUGCUGGCACGUGUCCUGAGGGAUAUAUAUGCCUGAAGGCUGGGGAAAAUCCUGACCAUGGUUACACAAGCUUUGACACUUUUGGCUGGGCCUUUCUCUCUCUGUUCCGUCUUAUGACCCAGGAUUAUUGGGAACGUCUUUAUCAACAGACUCUCAGAUCUGCUGGGAAGAUCUACAUGCUCUUUUUUAUGCUGGUCAUUUUCCUGGGCUCAUUUUAUUUGAUCAACCUGAUUCUGGCUGUUGUAGCCAUGGCUUACGAAGAGCAGAACCAAGCCACUAUUGCUGAAACAGAGGAGAAGGAAAGGAAGUUUCGGGAAGCCAUGGAGAUGUUAAAGAAGGAGCAGGAGGCACUAGCUGCUAAAGGAAUUGAUUCAAUGUCACUUAGCUCAUUGGAAAUGUCACCUUUAACAUCAAAAAAUGCUAAAGAAAGAAGAAAUAGGCGAAAGAAAAAAAAGUCUUUAGGAGCAGAAGAGUAUGGGGAAGACCAAAGGAAUCCCAAGUCUGAAUACGAUGAUGGUCAGAGGAGAAUGACUUCUCCCUCUGACGAGGCAAGCAAGAGGCAGCUUCUAAUGCCCCACCGCCCGUCGGUGGACCACUCCGACGAGCCGUUUCAGAGGCAGAGGGCAGUGAGCGCUGUCAGCAUCAUCACCAGUGCCCUGGAAGAGCUUGAGGAAUCACAUCAGAAAUGCCCUCCAUGCUGGAACCAUUUUGCUGUUAAAUUUCUCAUUUGGGAUUGCUGCCCGCUUUGGCUUUUAAUCAAGAAAUUUGUCAAGUUGGUGGUAAUGGAUCCAUUUACCGACCUCACCAUCACCCUUUGCAUUGUGCUGAAUACACUCUUCAUGGCCUUGGAGCAUUAUAAGAUGACGAAGGAGUUUGACCACAUGCUUUAUAUAGGCAAUCUGGUCUUCACUGGGAUUUUUACAGCAGAAAUGAUCUUCAAAGUAAUUGCCCUUGACCCCUACUACUAUUUUCAGCAGGGCUGGAAUAUUUUUGACAGCAUAAUUGUUAUACUCAGCCUGAUGGAACUGGGUUUGUCCAGCAUGGGAAACCUGUCCGUUUUGCGCUCCUUUCGAUUGCUGCGAGUCUUCAAAUUGGCAAAGUCCUGGCCGACCUUAAAUACACUGAUUAAAAUCAUUGGUAAUUCAGUGGGUGCCCUAGGUAACCUCACUCUCGUGCUGGCAAUCAUCGUUUUUAUUUUUGCGGUGGUGGGAAUGCAGCUUUUUGGGAAAAGCUACAUAGACAAUGUCAAGAAGAUAAGCACAACUGGCAAUUUACCACGUUGGCACAUGAACGAUUUCUUCCAUUCCUUCCUCAUUAUAUUCCGAAUCCUCUGCGGGGAGUGGAUCGAGACCAUGUGGGACUGCAUGGAAGUAGCGGGGCAACCGCUGUGCCUUCUUGUCUUCUUGUUGGUCAUGGUGAUUGGAAACCUAGUGGUGCUCAACCUGUUCCUUGCCUUGCUGCUAAGCUCUUUCAGUGCUGACAACCUCUCGGCACCUGAUGAGGAUGGAGAGAUGAACAACCUGCAACUUGCUUUUGCUCGGAUCAACAGGGGGCUUCAGUAUGUGAAGCACACGACAUGGGAUUUUUGCUGCAAUGUCCUCCGACAUCCUAAGACGACAGCUGAAAAGAAGGCAAUGAUGAAACUUGCUGCCCAGAAUCCAGGUGCUCUCAACAACUGCGUGAACAGCCACACAACUACUGAGCUUGGCAAAGACAUGGAGAAUCACAAGGAGAACCACACUGAGGAUGGGAUGAACAAAAACAGGGAGAAACACCUAGGAAUUAUGGACAAUGAUGAUUUUAUGACCAAUCCUGACCUGUCCAUUUGUGUUCCUAUUGCUGUGGGAGAGUCUGAUAUCGAGGAGGAAGAUGAGGAGCAGAGCACGUUUACAGAAAUGGAACAGGAUUAUUUCCAGCAGGAAAAACAGCUGCAGCUGAGGGGGCAGCGAUGCCAAAGCCCAGGCGUCCGGAGUCAGAACUCUGAGAUUUCUGAAGAGUUAAGUGAGUUGCACGUGGAUAAGCAGUUGAAGGCUGAGCCAUCACCUCCAGUAGGGCAAAAAGAGCUUGAUGAAAUCAGUCUUUCUGAAGGCAGCACAGUGGAUUUGACAAAUCCUGCAGAACUGCUGGAACAGAUCCCUGAGUUUGCCGAGGAGCUGAUGGAGCCUGAAGAUUGCUUCCCUGAAGUUUGUGUCCGAUUCUUCCCAUGUUGUUCAGUGGACACCACAAAGUUUCCAGGCAAAAUUUGGUGGAGGCUGCGGAAAACCUGCUACAGAAUUGUUGAACACAACUGGUUUGAAACUUUCAUCAUAUUCAUGAUCCUGCUGAGCAGUGGAGCCCUGGCUUUUGAAGAUAUCUACCUGGAAGACCGAAAAAAUAUAAAAACCAUGUUGGAAUAUGCUGACAAAAUAUUUACGUACAUCUUUGUCUUGGAAAUGCUUUUGAAAUGGGUGGCUUAUGGCUUCAAGAAGUAUUUCACCAAUGCCUGGUGCUGGCUUGACUUUCUCAUUGUAGAUGUCUCUUUAAUAAGCCUCAUAGCUAAUACACUUGGAUACUCCGAGAUGGGUCCUAUUAAAUCCCUCAGGACCCUGCGAGCUUUGAGACCGUUAAGAGCAUUGUCACGAUUUGAAGGGAUGAGGGUGGUGGUCAAUGCCCUCGUGGGAGCCAUCCCUUCCAUCAUGAAUGUCCUGCUCGUCUGCCUCAUCUUCUGGCUCAUCUUCAGCAUUAUGGGAGUGAAUCUGUUUGCUGGAAAGUUUGGGAAGUGCAUUAAUAAGACAGAAGGAGAUAUGCCUUUAGACUCAAAAAUUAUUAACAACAUGAGUGAUUGCAUACUCUAUAAUGUGUCCGGCACAUUUUAUUGGACAAAAGUUAAAGUUAACUUUGAUAACGUUGGUGCUGGGUACCUGGCUCUGCUACAAGUGGCAACUUUUAAAGGUUGGAUGGAAAUUAUGUAUGCAGCAGUGGAUUCGCGAGAGUGUGAGGAGCAGCCUGAAUGGGAGUGUAAUUUAUACAUGUACCUGUAUUUUGUGAUUUUCAUCAUCUUUGGGUCUUUCUUCACACUGAAUCUCUUCAUAGGUGUCAUUAUUGACAAUUUUAACCAACAAAAGAAAAAGAUAAGUGGACAAGACAUUUUUAUGACAGAAGAACAGAAAAAGUAUUAUAAUGCAAUGAAAAAACUGGGAUCUAAGAAACCUCAAAAACCAAUCCCAAGGCCGCUGAACAAAUACCAAGGUUUUAUUUUUGAUGUCGUCUCAAAACAAGCCUUUGAUGUCUCCAUCAUGAUUCUCAUCUGCCUUAACAUGGUUACCAUGAUGGUGGAAACAGAUGACCAAAGUCAAGAAAAAGUGAACAUCCUCCACAAAAUAAACAUGCUUUUUGUUGCCAUCUUCACUGGAGAGUGUAUCAUUAAAAUGCUUGCUUUGCGACACUACUACUUCACCAACGGCUGGAACAUAUUUGACUUUGUUGUUGUGAUUCUCUCUAUUGUAGGCACUGUACUUUCAGACAUCAUCCAGAAAUAUUUUUUCUCUCCUACACUCUUCAGAGUCAUUCGCUUGGCUCGGAUUGGCCGGAUCCUAAGACUCAUCCGGGGAGCCAAAGGAAUUCGAACUCUCCUUUUUGCCUUAAUGAUGUCCCUACCUGCUCUGUUCAACAUUGGCCUCUUGCUUUUUCUGGUCAUGUUCAUUUAUGCCAUUUUUGGCAUGGCUAACUUUGCCUAUGUGAAGAAGGAGUAUGGAAUUGAUGAUAUGUUCAACUUCCAAACCUUUGCUAACAGCAUGCUCUGUCUCUUCCAAAUCACAACGUCAGCUGGCUGGGAUGGUCUUCUCAAUCCUAUUUUAAACACUGGACCACCGUAUUGCGACCCAAACCUUCUAAAUGCAAAUGGUUCAAAGGGAGACUGUGGAAGCCCUGCUGUAGGGAUUUUAUUCUUUGUUACUUAUAUCAUUAUAUCAUUUCUCAUUGUUGUAAACAUGUACAUAGCCAUUAUUUUAGAGAACUUCAGUGUAGCCACUGAGGAAAGUACAGAGCCUCUAAGCGAGGAUGAUUUUGAUAUGUUCUAUGAAAUCUGGGAGAAGUUUGAUCCUGAAGCCACUCAGUUUAUUGAGUACUCUGCACUUUCAGACUUUGCAGAUGCACUGUCAGAACCUUUGCGCAUAGCGAAACCAAACAAAAUUAAGCUCAUAGCAAUGGACCUGCCCAUGGUCAGUGGAGACAGGAUCCAUUGCUUGGAUAUUUUGUUUGCUUUUACAAAAAGGGUGCUAGGAGAAUCUGGGGAGAUGGAUGCUCUUAAAAUACAGAUGGAGGAAAAGUUCAUGGCAGCGAAUCCAUCUAAGAUCUCUUACGAACCCAUUACAACCACUCUCAGACGGAAACAGGAAGAGGUCUCUGCCAUCGUUAUCCAGCGGGCCUACAGGAGACACUUGUUUCGACGCUCCAUGAAGCAGGCUUCCUACUUGUACCGGCACAGGACUUUUGACAGCAGCAUCCUCGAGGACGAGGCACCCGAGAAGGAGGGUCUCAUCGCAUUCAUGAUGAACGAGAACUAUGGCAGGCCAAUAGAUAAAUCAGAAACACUGUCCUCCACAUCUUUCCCUCCAUCGUACGACAGCGUCACCAGAGGUACAAGUGAUAAUCUCCAGCUGAAGAUUACGGACUCCAGCAAAAGCGAUGAGGCUAUAGAUUGUCUGCUCUCGCCGGACAGAGAUAAAGAAUCGAUUGUUUAAAUGUUUGUUUAGAAUGCUUUAAAACAUUGUUUACAGAAUGUAAUGCUGUAACUACACAACGACUGAAGCAGCCUUCUUAUUAAACAUUAGUUGCAAAAGAAGCAAUGGAGUUUUUACCCUUAACUACAGGAGUCUAAUAAGUCAUAUAACCUUUGACCCUGCUCUUUUUGACUUGGCUCAAUAUUUAUAUUUAUAUAUGCACAGGAAGAAUCUUUGCAGGGUCAUAGCUGUUAUAUCAAUGGUGUGAAUAUGAAUAUGCUAGACUGUAAAACAGUAAACACAGUGUAUAUCUAUCCACAGAUAAAACCUGGCUGUAUACAUUCAUUUAAGGUCUUACUCAUAUUAGUGUGUUUACUUAUGGCGAUGUAUGACCUUGCAUUCUAAAAAGAAAAAAAAAAUAUAUCACAGCUGCUGUAGCAAAAUGUAACACUUACUGUAUAUGUUGUGAAUGGUCUUUCAUAAAUUUAUUAUAUUUGAUAUUUUUUUACUUAAAAGAAAUUGUCUCUUUUUCCAUGGAGAUUAAUGAUCCUUACACUCUUCAUGAUGAACUCUGAGUCAAGGUAAUAAGAACUUGUGGGAUCCUCAUCAUUUGAAGAGGAAAGUUGUUACAAAGUAAACUAUUAAAUUAGCAACAUUUUAAUUGUUUAUUACACUAAUCCCUCCCUCUUGGACUUGUAACUGCUCAUCAGCAGCAGGAACACAAAAAAAAAAAAAAAAAAAAAAAGGAGAGAAGGAAACGAUGUCAAAUAAUAAGAGAAACGGUUUGUUCUAUCCUUCAGGAAACUAGAUAGCAAUGGAUUCUGUUUGUAAAACUGUUAAUAAAAGCACUAAUUUUUUAGUAUGUUUCGAGAAUCUGCUUUGAAUACUGCAAUCAAACUCUCAUAGAAGUAGUGCAUCACGUUGUGUGUAGUGCUCCAAAGCACCGUUUAUUCUGGCAAUAUUUCUUUUGAGGGAGUGGGAUAGGUUACAUUUUCCCCAGAAACACUGAGCUAAACAGCCUUAUUAAAAAAUCUGUGGAUCAAUAUUACUCCAAAAGAAAAAAACAGCCAAACUAAUCAUGAUAAUGCCGACUGGGCUGUGCAGAACAGUUGCGAUGGUGCGUUUGAGAAGGUGGGAGGGGAAUCGCCUCCAGAUCUGUACAUACGUUCUGAGGGUUUGAGUCCUUUCUACUCAAUGUCCGUCCUUCAUUUUUCUCAGAUAAUACGGCUAUAUAACUGAGGAAGGACAAGAAGUACUGGAACCAAUAAGAAGAAUCUACUAGAAAAUAGAAAUAUUUUCAUUCCUGCCGGAAAAAAAGAAAUAUUUACAGCUGAUGUAUCCAUCAGCUUCAGGCCAAAGAUAUGACAAAGGCGUGAAAGGUUGACGUGUGGCUGUAGAAAAGUGUUAGAGGUUUUACAUGCUAAUCUAGAUUAUUAUUUAUUGUUAAACUUUCAGCUUUGAUAGAAUGUGAGAAAGUACUUAUGGAAGACAGAGACAAGUCCGUCAUUACAGACAAGUUAUUUUUCUUUUUUCACUUUCACACUGAUUGUACUUAGGUUUGGUUAGACUUCAUGGAAAAUCUUGCCUGAGAUUUCUGUAAUGAGCCAUUGCACUUUAAGGAAGAGUAAUUGUGCUUUUCACCUUGGAGAAGCAAAGUUAUCGAGAAUGUAUUUAAGGUGUACAGUCAUUGACUUUUAUUUACAUCCCAGGUUGUAAAGGAGUCAAAAUCCACAUGGGGUUGGCAAACAGAAUUAAAGCAACAUGUUACAGUGAACUUUAUCUAUGGCCAUAUUAUCUGUCCUCUAAACAAAUCAAAGCGUAAAGAUAACACAUACUAUGUAUCUGUGUAAAUAUGGGCAAAUAUAUUCUCUCCUUUCAUUGAGAUGUCUCAGGCACUCACUAGAGAGUGGUUUAUUGGUUAAUUCAGAGGGUUUGCCAUCAGGAUUCGUGGGGUCUAUUCCUGAUUCUUGCAAAGUGAUUUUUAGGCGGCAAAUAAUUUAACCUAACUGUGCCUCAGUUUACCCAUCUGUAAAAUGGGGAUAAUAAUACUUACCUACCUCAUGGGGUGUUGUAAGGUUUGCGAAGUGCUAUAAGGGGAUGAAAUGUACUAUAUAAGUAUUAUUAUAGUCUUGCUCUCUUGCCCUUUUAACCCCAUGUCUGUGGUGUAUAACAUAGGGCUAUUCCUCUGGGGAUUUUGUUGCCUUUAAAUCUUGUAUGUAAUUAGAUUCCAACUUAAGGGAACUACUCUUCUAUCCAUAAAGUGAAAGCAUUCUUUCUUUUCUUUCCUCCCCCCACCUUAAAAAUAAAGAAAUAAAGAAAGAACUGCUCAAGGCUUCUCAAGUAAGAGAAACUUUCUACAGAUUCCCUGUGUAUUUAUGAUGUAAUAUUAUUCUGUACAUAUCACCCAGAAAGAGUAGAAGAUUUUUAUAUUUAUACACACACAUUCACACGCACACACAAACACACACAUACAUACACUAUACGUAUAUGUAUAUGUACCUUGUGAGUUUAUAGAGUGGCUGACACUCAGAGGAUGUGACCUACUGAUUCAAAUGUUUUUUUUUUCUCAGUGGAAUUUAUUGAUCAUUUGAAACAAGCUGCCUAUAAUGAAACUUUUUAAUUAGGAAGCAGUGCAUGCAUUACUUGCUGAACAAGCAUUUAUUGGCUGACAUCUGGCAAAAUUAUUUUCCUUUUGAUGCUUCAGAACAAAAAUGGAAGGAAAAAUAUUAAGAAAAUGAGCAUUUCUUAUCUGAUUUCUUUGUAAAUAAUACAAAUAGUCAAACAGCCUGCACACAGCUGUGCUCUGUUGACCACAUAAUUUUACAAAUAUUUUAACUAUUUGUAACUUAUAUUAAAAAGUGUAUUCAUAAUAUACUCAAUGAUAUUCUUAAUAGCAGUGAGGCCCAGUAGUGAAUGGGAUGUAAUGGGAAGAUUAGCUGGUCACUGGUUAUGUUACAGAAGAGCUCGCUGACUGCUCAUUUCACCCUUGCAUUGAGCAUUUUACUGUCGUUGCUGUGAGACCCUAUGGCACUGAUGCAAUUAUAAAUGGUUCUAUCUUCUACCCAAAACCUGUACAAAAUCAUAAUUCACAAAAAUCUGGAAGAGGGUCUUAACUACCGAUGUUUACAGCGCAACUUUCUAAAAAUGAAUUGUAAAUUACGUUCAAAAGCUUUGUAAAUGGAAGGUUGGUUUUCUAUUGGGUUUUCUGUUGUGUUGUGGCACAUUUCUUUAGAGCUGAAGAGUGACUGCUACCUUUGUAUGAUAUGCAGAACUCCCCUGAAAAAUUUCAAGUAACCUAUCUUGCAAAUCUUUAUUAAUGGAGAUACUGAUCCAACUCUAGCAAUGAUACAGCCUCCGAGUACAGAGAUUUAGUUAAAGAUAUUGACUCAAUAGUUGGCCCACACUGUCUAUAAGCAUGGUGAGUGCUACCAUUUUUUCCUGUUGAUUUGUUCAAUAAAGGCUACGACAUGAAUCACUCAAGCUACAAAAAGAGCAAGGAAAAUAUCAGCCAAUAUCAUAGGAUAUAUUAAGCCAUUUGUACCUGGAAAAAAGUCAAGUUUAUUAUGUUUCUUUAUUAAAUAAAUAAGGAUAACAAAUA
This is a messenger RNA of Rhea pennata, 9499 nucleotides long. Its product is annotated as sodium channel protein type 5 subunit alpha-like. The transcript has 27 exons. Gene Ontology annotation, cellular component: axon; plasma membrane; voltage-gated sodium channel complex. Gene Ontology annotation, biological process: sodium ion transmembrane transport; membrane depolarization during action potential; neuronal action potential. Bases 217 to 5922 code for a protein of 1901 amino acids. The record is from RefSeq and is a predicted model, not a curated record. NCBI's taxonomy places the organism in Eukaryota, Metazoa, Chordata, Aves, Rheiformes, Rheidae. Gene Ontology annotation, molecular function: protein binding; voltage-gated sodium channel activity.